Molecule: messenger RNA, 3189 nt
Organism: Exaiptasia diaphana
Lineage: Eukaryota; Metazoa; Cnidaria; Anthozoa; Actiniaria; Aiptasiidae
Product: probable serine incorporator
Exons: 2
Coding region: 454-2490 (678 amino acids)
Cellular component (GO): membrane
Source: RefSeq, a predicted model, not a curated record
UCUACCGUUUUGCAAUUCAAGCGAGUUGUGCUGCAUUUUACGAAUUAUUCACUUUUUAGGAGUUUCAGCAAGCUGAAMAAUUGCAYGUAAGKUUGGAUAAUUGUGGGAAUUCCAAGCAAAGUUGGUAUUUUGGUUCUUGCCUCUUGACCGUGUGAUUUGGAACAUCAAAGGCGUUGACAUAACAUUAUUCUGGUCAUCGGUUUGAARCUUGUUUCUUUAUAAUCUCUAAAAUCAUGACAAGAAAAAUAAGAAAGGACAACAAAAACUCUAGAAUUGACGAGGUUAUCCGUGCAUGCAUUUGCAACUGAGUGGAGGGAGUUUGAACGGAGUCUCGCACCUUUUCCUGUCAGUUUACUUCACGUUUAAUACUACAAAGAUCACUAUAUUUGCGUUACAGUUAGUCACUGAUGGUCUAGUGGCAGUCACGUGACAAACUGGUCUAUAUGGGUUUCUAUGGGAGCAGCCCUACAGACGCUUGGAUUGGCAGAAGUUGCGAGUGAAAUUGCUUGUUGUGCCGGAUCGGCUGCUUGUAGUCUUCUUUGCAAGAAAAAAGGCAGUACACAGGGAGCCCGAUCAAGACUUAUUUUCAUUCUGAUACUUGGACUUGGUAACAUAUUGAGUUUUAUUAUGCUUGUGCCAGACAUGAGACAUUACUURAACAAAGUACCGUAUCUUUGUGGGACAAUUUCAUCCAAGAAAGUAUGUGACAAUCUGGUUGGAUAUUCUGCCGCCUACCGGGUGUUCUUUGUWAUGGCSGUUUUCUAUUUGUUUUUUAGCAUAAUAACRUACAAUAUCACAUCGACUAAACAAUUUCGCGCUAAAAUCCACAAUGGAUUUUGGUACAUUAAACUUUCCAUACUAACGCUUCUGUUCAUUGGUGCUUUUUAUAUUCCAAAUAUCACACAGUUUGGAAUGAUAUGGAUGUACGUCGGGUUAACUGGUGGAUUCAUGUUUUUACUCUUUCAAAUCGUUCUUAUAAUCGACUUUGGUUACUCGUGGAGCGUGAGCUGGGCAGAAAAGAUGGAUGUUCUAAACACACGGUGUUGGUUUUUUGCACUCGCUUUCGCUACUGCAGUUGUAUAYGCUCUGUCGUUAUGUGCGGCCGCUAUUUUGUACUUAAACUUUACAAACCCAGUUGAUAUUUCUCAAUGCAAGGCAAAUACAUUCUAUAUUAGCUUUAAUGUUGCACACUGCGCUCUUGCGACAAUUAUUUCGGUAUUGCCGCAGAUACAACAAGAAGCUACUGGAGCUGGACUUCUUCAAUCUUCCGUGGUGACAAUAUAUACUAUGUACCUUACUUGGAAUACUUUAUCUAGUCAACCAGACAGUAUGUGCAAUCCAUUAGGAGACGUAAUAUUAGAAUAUGACAAAGCUUCGGGAGUCAAUGGCCAGGCGGUCUUUGGCUCUGUGUUGACUUUCGCUCUUUUGACUUUUGCAUGUACUGUUCGCGCAAGCACAUCGCAACUUAGCAAAUUAGGGAUUUGUCUAUCUGAUAACCCUGAAUAYAUGCUAACCUCGAAACGUAAGAAUAGAUCAAAAGGAAAAUCAAAAAGCGUUAAAAACCACGACGACGAUGAAGACGAAAGCGAGAAUGUAGCGUAUAGCUAUUCGAUAUUUCACUUUGUCUUGUUCAUYGCAUCUCUUCAUUUGAUGAUGGUGAUUACGAACUGGCAUAGUCCAGAUGAAAACGAAGACUUUAAGAAACUUAUUAAAAACUGGGCAGCCGUAUGGGUKCAGAUGUCUGCAAGCUUUUUAUGUUGUUUAGUUUUUAUAUGGACUUUAGUUGCUCCGCUUAUCAAACGAACUUGGGGCGACUUUUUAGGRUUGGAACCCGAACCACGACGAAAGCCCACAGCACGAARRCCAAGCRUAGCUGAAUUGAAAAAAAGCUUUCAUGAUAUUAGACAUAGAAAAACUUCAUUAACAACUUCGACCGCAGGUCAACCAGUCACUGAAAAUACUCAUUUAUCCAGGGAUGUCAGUGGGAGGCAUAUCGUUAAUGCAGCUACUGUGGACACUUUCCCAGAUAUUCAAUCGGCAACAUCACAGAAAAGACUAGGYAGAUCUGUUACGAAUAUACAUAAGGCUGGAGAUCCCUUUGCAGSGCGCGAUAUUAUUGAAUCGACACUGGGACCUGAACAUUCCUUGAUGGACAGACAGAAUGCUGAUAUGCCUAUUGGGAGAAGUUCUCCCAUUAUGGAAGAGCCUGAAACAUUUCCUGCGUCUACUGGAAGAACUAGUAGUGCAACAGCUCGACCUGUUACAAUACAAAUUGAACAUCCAUUCGGUAAAGCGUCUAGUCAAUAUAGACAAAUGACACAAUGCAGAAGUCCUACMACGGUUCAACAAAUUCUUCGUUUGCAAGAAAGGAUAUUGCGGUUUCAAGCCAAAAUUGUUAAAAUACAACAUAAGAUGAUGUACUUACAACAGACGGAUGAAGUUGUYGAUUCGCCUUUAAAACAAGUCCAUGUAGAUAGUAAAAGAGGUUAGAUGUAAUACUUUCAGAGAUUCAACGUCRAACUUUUCAUGUGUGGUUCUUUUUAUCCAUGUCUUGUAUAUUGCUGCCACAUCGAGUGCACAUAAAAAGUUCGGAGGCUGAAUUAGAUGGGGGGAAAAAUGUUUUAUCAGUUAUGCGAAAAAUGAAUUUCCAUUCCUCUCCUGUUAAUAUUACCAGAGUGCGAAAGGUGAAUAAAUUAAGUUAUCCAUCAGAUAAAGUUCCAUAGAUUUUGUAUUCCAAAUUUCAGGCACCGAAUAACGGUUUAUCCGGUGGAUAGCGCCAUUCACCUAUUGUAUCACUGGCCACUGGAAUAUUAGCCAUAUUUCUCCCGAUUUGGAAUGGAAAAAACACAUGUAUACUCGCAUCGUUGAGGGUGUGACCCAGUGUGUUCAUUUGUUUAUAUAUAUACUCCUUUCGAUUCAUUUGCAUUGGUUAAAGUCAUAAAAGACCGGCAUUGUAUUCAGUUCAUCAAUAUUUAUCGAUAUCUAUAUGUAUAAAAUAUCCAAUUUCCGAUAAAAUAACUAGCAAAAAUAUUUAACGCAAAAGUUUCCGUAUUUUGAAAAGCGAAGUUUCAUCUGCUUGCCAUGCAAUUCAUCGAAACGAUUGUUUGUAUGUAAUAAAUGCAUUAUAUAUCAUAUAUAUAUUAUAUGUAAAAUUAUUUGUAAAUAAAACCACGACUGUUUAUAACAACA